GUCCGAUGAUGGGCCCCAGUAGCGGGCCCGCCGUGUAAGCCGCCAUGGCGAUGCCUCGCGAUUCCGGACGCACGACAUCGGCAACCGUUCCUGCACCCAGAGCAAGUGGACAACUACCAGCAAAGCCCGCUAGUAGUCGAAACACAAUCAGAGAUGCAAGACUGGGGGCUAUGGCGCAGCAUAUUGUAAAGAUGACGAAAAAGACACACGACACAAUGUACACCGGUGUACGGCCGUAGAUUUCAGAAAGUGGUGCAAUACCCAGUGGUCCAAAAGCAUAGCCAAUAACAAAAACUGUAAGUGUAAAAGAUCCAAUCGAGGUAUUCUUAGACCCAAAGUCGUGGAUAACCUGUGGAAUGCCAGGGGCAAAGACCGACGAUGACAGCGAGCUAGCGCGUCGUUAGCGUCGAUUUUGUUGUAAAACGGUCUUUAAGAAAGCAUACCUGAGUAAUGUAAGGAUAGAGACCAAAGAUACAACUACUGUCUUCUUCGAAGUCGUCCAGUUUAGCGGAUUCAUAGGGUCAUCAGGACCCUCAAAGUCGACCACAUCUGGAUCGGGGACCGUAGACAGCACACUCUUCUCGACAUCUGUAUCCGUCACAGUGCUCUGCUGCUGUUGCUGCUCCAAGUCAGCCGAUGAUGACGCCAUCCUUGUUGCAAGAGAGAUGCGGCAAUGAACCGAGCAUGCUGGCCAUUGUUCGAUGAGGGCGGUGGCGCAUAUAAGUAGCGGUUAGAGAUAUUCAUUAGACAAAAUCAGGCUGGGCCGUGGCGGACGGGUUGUUUUCAGCUGUGCGCAGCUAAAUUUCUGAAUCCUUAGGAAAUAGCUGGUAAUAAUUGGUCACAGUCAAGGACACUAGCGCUGCUGGUGUGGUUCGGAGAAGUUCCGAGGCUGCGCGUGUGGCCCGAGGCCGAAGCCGAGAGAGUAGGUUGGCGGCAAAAUCAGUGUGAAAUAAAUUAUUCGCACUCAUAUAAUUAACCCAAUGAUGUUUUUCAAGCCGCAUAAAGGGGUUUUGUUUGCCAAAGUUCGGUCAAAGGCUUUGGUAUGCUGCCAACGGCUGUCGCCCGAUACAAUGCAACGGUGGGCCGAGCGCUUACACCGAGUAGCAAAGCUUCAUGCGGUUAGCAAUGGAAUGGCGAGAGAACGUAGUGAAGGUAGAAAAGCAGCGCUUGCCCAUACUAUCGGAACAUAUUGUCCCGCAUCGCAUAGCAGGAGUCAGGAGAGUCACGUCUGAGCCGCCCUUUGUUUCCCUUUCCAGCUCAGCAGCAACCCAACCGAACCCCUAACGAAGUUGAGUCAUUGCGAUUCCUACCCUUUUGCUCAGCCCUGCUGGUCGCCCCAUCUCAUAUCCAUGCCCAGUGCCUGCCGGUGCCGGGACACUGAACACUGGCUGGACCCCUUCGCGCAAGGUAUUUCCGCCCGUAACCAGCCGCACCGCCACGCCCCCAGUGGCAGCCGCAAAAGAACCUUUCGGCGAUCGGGUGGAGAAAUACGAUGGAUACGGCUGAGGUGCGAAUAGUACGGCGAGCGAGCGACGCAACGGUGCCUGGUCGGGCGGAGGCGGCUAAUAUGGCCAUCGCCGACGUCAUACCAGCUGGGCGUUGGAGAAGCGAGGGGUCAUAGUUUUGGAGAAAGCUAUAAGAAGCUCCUCUCUCCGAGUCCUCUGGUAUUUUUUUGUCGAGUAAAUCAUUCGCUCUCGCUUUUGCAGUGACGCCUUUUGCCACGAAAAAAACAACUACCACAAAGCACAAUACAAAAGCACAUCAUGUCGCCAACAACUAAGAAAGGCCCUCAGCCUCCAUUCGAUGAGCCGGCCAAUAUCCCUCCGCAGCUAUCCGACUUGCACUGCUUCACUGAGACACAAGGCGUUGUUACUACGACAAUGAACGACCUUCCCGGAUACAAAAUCGAGCAGGUGCUCGGCACCGUAUACGGCAUCACUGUCCGAUCGCGUAAUAUUGGCGCCUCACUAGCCAUGGUCUUCAAGUCUUUUGCGGGUGGUGAGCUGCGCUGGUUCACAAGCAUGCUGUACAGCUGCCGCAACGACUCCAUCGCGCGCGUCGUGGAUGAGUGCAAGGCGCGCGGAGGGAAUGCGAUUAUUGCCCUCCGCUUUGAUGCGAGCGAGUCUGGUGGUUUUGCCCAGACAGCGGCAUAUGGUACAGCGGUCAAGGUAGUCAAGAUUGACGAGCAGGUGAACACCCCACCACAGUUGGUAUAG
[Torrubiella] hemipterigena is the source of this 2216-nucleotide messenger RNA. The record is from the annotation of a GenBank genome assembly. Lineage: Eukaryota; Fungi; Ascomycota; Sordariomycetes; Hypocreales; Clavicipitaceae.